Messenger RNA from Dentiscutata erythropus, 1491 nucleotides. The record is from the annotation of a GenBank genome assembly. Lineage: Eukaryota; Fungi; Glomeromycota; Glomeromycetes; Diversisporales; Gigasporaceae.
AUGUCGCUCGAAGAAAAAACCGAAACAAAGGGUAUUCAUGAGAUAGUAAAAGAUAUUGAUCAUGAAAUAUCAAGCUAUGACGGUUGUAGCUUUAAAUCUAUGGAGAGGAGGUCAAAUAUAUCGAGCGUUCUUCCAGCAGGCUUCAAUAAUGUAUACUUAAAAUCUUCACCAAUUGAAUUUAAUCUUGCCGUAUCUGCACAUCUUUUUGGUUUUGUCUUAUUCGAAAUCCUUUCAAGUCUUGUAUCAAAAGUUUUGGGAUUUCAAGUUUGGAUUCCGAUUAUAAUGACAAUUUGGGCUGCUUUAUCUAUGUGUCAAGCUGCAGUUACUACAUCAGUUCAAUUAGGCAUUGUUAGAUUUCUUUUAGGUGCAGCUGAAGCUGGUUUUUCUCCUGCUUGUAUAGAUUAUAUAAGUUUAUAUUAUUCCAGAAAAGAGUUGACCACGAGAUAUGGCGUGUUUCUAGCUCUGGCUAUCAUCGGUGGUGCUUUCACUAGCCUUCUUGCAUACGGAAUACUUCAAAUAAAAGGAGGUCCACUAAAAAAUUUUCAAAUAAUAUUUUUACUCGAAGGUGCCCCAACUAUUAUUAUUGCCAUAAUUGCUGCCGUAUUCCUCACUAGAGGUCCUGGAGACGCACGUUUUCUCACACCUAAUGAACGUAGUUUCACUGUUGAUCGUCUUAAACCAGAGGGUGGUGUUGACGAAAAAAAUAAAAGUGUUAUGAAAUCUCAAUCUAAAAGCGCAUUUUCGGAUCCCAGAGUUUACGGUUACGUUUUAAUUGCAACCGCUGGAAUAAUUCCAAAUAAUGCUCUUAAUAUUUUCCUUCCGACUUUAGUGAAUCAACUCGGAUAUGAUCCUGUGACUACUCAAUUAAUGUGUGUGCCACCAUUUGCGAUUGCAACUGUUGUGAUGCUUAUAUUUUCCUGGAUAGCAGAUAAAUAUCAUAAUUACCGAGUUAGGGCUUUGAUUAUAAUGAUUGCAGAUAUCUUAGCAAUCAUAGGAAGCGCAGGGAUGUUAGGAACAUCAGCUACUAAUCCGAAUUUAUUUAGAUUACGUUACUUUUUCACAACACUUAUGGCAUGUGGCGUAUUUACUUCACAACCAAUAGUUAUAAGUUGGCUUACUGGCAAUAUUGUCGGUCAAUAUAAACGCAAUGUAACUAUUGCAACGUUCUUUACUAUCGGCAAUAUUGGAAGUGUUGUUGGACUUCUAGUUUUCACAAAAGAUGCAGCCCCUGCAUUUAAAAAUGGAAUGAUAAUAUGCUUGAGCAUGUCGGUCGUUCAAUUUGUUUUAUGCUUUUUAAUGAAGCUUCAUUUGGAAUAUGAGAAUAAGAGACGUGAUUUAGUCACAUUAGCCAAACAUAAUGCUCAGUUAAGUGAAAGUGAAUUAAAAGAUACUGAGUUGAUUAAAGAAAAGGCUGCGAAAUUGGUGGAAGAUGAACCAAAAUUCGAUGAAAUUUUGUGCGAUCGACAUCCUAAUUGGAGAUAUAUUUCCUAA